AUGAACCUCGGAGAUUUAGACCUGCGCAGCGUGCAUCACAACCGCCCACAACUUGAACGAGUCCAUACUUCAGAUCUCCCCGUCACUCCUCUCAAUGUUCGACUCGAAGCCGACCGCACUCCCUCUUUUGCGUCGAGUAUCUCAGAACCAGCGACGGUAGUCCGAUGGCAGACUCCCCCCUCACGAAUACAUUCUCCUGAACAGAGUACCGACACCCUCAGACCAGCAACAUACGCGCGAAUUGGAGUCAAUGAAGCGGCAUAUAGAUCUGAUACCCCUUUGGUUGUGCGAUUCGACGAGGAGCAGAUUAUAAGCAACGAGGCGCAAGCUUCACGGCGAGAUCGAAAUAUGGAUAAUGUUUCUUUGGACUCGAGUCCACCCACACCAACAGACGAUACGCCCUAUAUACGAUUCGCGAUCGAUCAAUUGACUCGAGAUGAAGACAUCAGGGCGAUGCAAAGGCCUAGUACUGCUACAAGCUCGGAUUCAUACCCCGUUGACCGGAUCGUCCCUGACAAUGGAUUGGGAUAUAUUUCAGCAGCAGAACGAGAGAGGGAAGCUUUGAAACUCAUCAGAAAACAUCGCUCUUCUCCUGCAGAAGGCCGAUUGUUUGCUUUCAAUGCGACACGACCCCUCUCGUUCGCUGAACCAGCUGUCGCCAACACUCCAGUCAAGCAAAAUCGAUCUUCCGACCCGGAGAUUUUUAUCCCUGUCGACCCUCCUCUUAAUACGCCACGAUAUCCCGACUUAACGUUCGUUCCGACCAUGUUACGACCUACUUCAACGAUAAUGUUGUCAUGUUUAUGCCUACUAAUGAUUGCUGCCCUCAUCUUUUGCGCCGUCUAUUCUUCUUACAACCAUGGUCUCGUGGCCUGGUCUGGCGGUAUAUACAGAGGCUUAUAUUUUGUCUUCUCUUUUCUGCCGCAGAUUCUUGCGGCGUGCAUACUUAUAUAUGUCCAAGGUGUCAUGUCGACGAUUACGAGAAUAAUGCCCUACACGUUAAUGGCUAUGGAUGAUGUGGACAGUCGAACGAAUGCGUUGUUUAUUGAUCUUUGGCCGCAGAGUAUGCUAUGGCCGAAAUGGGAUGGCCCGAUUGUUAUUAAUGUUGCAUACUUCUUUUUCUGGUUGUCUGUUUUUACGAUACCACUUCAAGGAUGCUUGUUCUCAGUUGUACAAGUUGAUGGCGUAUGGAGAUGGACCACAGUUCAAGGAAUUGCAUGGACACUUGUUGGCGUAUACUUUUUGAUUUUGAUCGCGACGCUUUUGGUGGGAUUGUUCUUUUGCCGACGGACGACGGGAUUGAUGUGGGAUCCUCGAUCCUUGGCCGAUAUUAUUGCAUUGUUGCCAAGGAGUAAUUGCUUGAGGGAUUAUCCUGGAACCGAUAUCAUGAGGAACAAGUACGAUAUCCGACAUAAACUGAAUUUACGAAGCGAUCGAUUGGGUUAUUGGAGGACGCCAAAUGCAACGAAGGGGAUUUUUUACUGCAUGGGGGAGGAGGGUGCAUCAACACGACAGUAUACUUUGGAAUCUGGGAAGAUCCACGAAAAGCGUCUCAACUUCGAUGAUGUAUCAGACAUCGAAAAAGCUGCCGAGCUGUACAACUCCAACACUCGAUUUCGGUACAUCCCAUGGUUCCUGACCGAUACAUUCGUCAUCUUCUGGUCGGUUGCCGCAUUCUUCCUCCUCCUGGCGCUCUUCAUCGUCUCCUUCCUUCCCUCAACAGCCAUCCGCAAUGGAUUCGCUCCCCUGGUCUCCGUACUCCCCAACUCAGCCGGCUUCUCCGCAGCAAAUUUCCUCUACAGCUUCCUCCCCUCGCUCCUCGGCAUGAUCCUCUACCUCCUCUUCCAACCCCUCGACAUGGCCGUCCGAAAACUCAAGCCCUGGUCCUCGCUCGGCCAACCGCACGGCGCCCUCGCAGAGCACUCUCUCCUGCUCGACUACCCCGCCUUACUCCCCAUCCAAUGCACCAUCAAAGCCAUCACCAACGCCCACUACAGAAUCGCAAUCCUCUCCCUACUCUCCUUCCUCUUCAUCCUGCUCCCCAUCCUCGCAGGCGGGACAUUCUUCCAGCUCACGACGCCCUCGGGCGCUGUUCGAAUGAUCCCCAACUUACCGUCCUUCUACCUCAUCCUUGCGCUCCUAAUCCUGUAUCUCUUCGGCCUCUUACUGCUUAUUCCGAAGAGACAUAGUAUGCAUCUCCCGCACGGCGUUACGUGUCUAGCGGAAAUCCUGAGCUUUGUCUACGCGAGUGGGGUGUUGGAUGAUGCGGCGUUCAGGGCGCCGAAGUCGAAGGCGGAUUUGGUGACGCGGUUGAUGGCCACGAAGGUUAGGGGUGAGAGGCAUCGGUUCGCGUUUGGGGUUUUUAGGGGGAGGGGCGGGGUGGAGUGUCUUGGGGUGGAGAGGCUGGGGAGGAGAGGGGAGGGGGUUAUGGUUAUUUCUGGGAGAUGA
Molecule: messenger RNA, 2448 nt
Organism: Mollisia scopiformis
Lineage: Eukaryota; Fungi; Ascomycota; Leotiomycetes; Helotiales; Mollisiaceae
Exons: 2
Coding region: 1-2448 (815 amino acids)
Source: RefSeq, a predicted model, not a curated record